Molecule: messenger RNA, 786 nt
Organism: Microthlaspi erraticum
Lineage: Eukaryota; Viridiplantae; Streptophyta; Magnoliopsida; Brassicales; Brassicaceae
Source: the annotation of a GenBank genome assembly
AUGAGCGAGGAGAAGAAGAGUCACUUCGUGCUAGUCCAUGGUCCGUGCCACGGCGCAUGGUGCUGGUACAAGGUUAAGCCGUUGCUUGAGGCUGCGGGCCACCGUGUGACAGCCAUAGACCUAGCUGCUUCCGGUGUAAACACAAACCUUAGCUCGAUCACCGAGGUCUUCUCAUGUGAUCAAUACACUGAGCCAUUGUUGAAGUUCCUGAGCUCAUUACCAUGUGAAGAGAAAGUUGUGCUCGUUAGUCAGAGCACUGGAGGUUUGAGUGUAGCCAUCGCUAUGGAUACGUUUCCCCAAAAAAUCUCUGUCGCGGUCUUCGCCACUUCUUUCUUGCCCGAUACCACAAACUCACCAGCGUACGUCGUGGAUAAGUUUUUCCAAUCGGCGCCACCAGAAGCAUGGUUGGGCACAGAGUUCGUACCAUACGGCAAAGACGGUGUGUCUAUGUCCUUCAGUCCUGAGUUCGUGAAGCAAGCCUUGUACACAUCAUCUACUAAAGAGGAUGCUGAGCUUACAUUGCUUGUAAAGCGACCGGGAUCAUUGUUUAUCAACGAAUUAAAGAGGCGUGAAAAGUUUUCCGAGGAAAGGUAUGGAUCUGUUCCUCGAGCUUACAUUGUGUGCAAAGAUGACAAAGCCCUUACAGAAGAAUAUCAACGUUGGAUGAUUGGUAACUAUUCAGUGGAUUUCGUGUCGGAUAUUGAAGGGGCAGAUCAUAUUCCAAUGAUCAGUCAGCCUGAGCUCCUAAGUGAGCGUAUCUUGGAAAUCGGUCAAAAGUUCGCUUGA